UCUGCUCGCGCGCAGUAUGGUUUCGUCAACUGCGCUUUGGAAAGCCUUGUGGUGCGAAAUUUUGGCGAGGGAGAGUGGAUGGAAAUAAAAAGAGCUGCGAAGGUAGAAAUGGAUGGCCAUUUUCUCUACAGUGUGGUCUACAAAGAUGAAGUUACGUUCAAUCUUGUUGGUGCUGCGGUGAACAUUUUAGGAAUAGAAGCCAACAAAAUUCUUGAAUUGUUUGGUGAAUGGUUUCUCGAUUUUUGCCAAGAGCGCGGUUAUGAUAGAAUUCUGCAAGUGCUCGGAGGAACUCUGCGAGAUUUCAUGUCUAAUCUAGACGCGUUACACGACCAUCUAAGUGUUGUGUACCCAGGCAUGAAAGCACCAUCUUUCAGAGUGUCUGACCGCGAAGAAGACGGCGCAUUGAUUCUUCACUAUCAUUCCUCGAGGGAAGGUUUGGAGUAUAUAGUCAUUGGAUUGGUCAGAGCGAUAGCAAGAAAACUCUUGCAUACAGAAAUAAACGUGGAGAUUAUAAAACAGAAAGAACACCCAGGGGACGAUGUCCAGUUUGCAAUCAAGGAGAUUCACAGCCCGGAGAUUUCUCCCCAUUGUAUAAAGCAAACGGCCUGCGCGCGCCCUAGUAAAGAACUCGUUUUGUUGUCGUCGGAACCAAAGAUUUCUCCUGCAACGUUCUGUAACAUAUUUCCAUUUCAUUUAAUGUUUGGCAGAGACAUGGAAAUCCUACAAAAUGGAGAUUCGCUGAGUCGAGUUAUCAAAGGUUUAAACGGCCGAGCGCAUUUGAGAAUGCCUGACAUUUUUGAACUUGUUCGUCCCAAAAUAGAAUUCAACUCUAACGCUUUGCUCGCUCACAUCAACACAGUCUUUGUGCUCAGGACUCGGCCAGGGUGUUUACAAGUUCCAAAUUCAAUAGAUGUUAACGCGGACUUCGAUUCAAAAUCAUUAAGGCUCAAGGGACAGAUUCUUUAUCUAGAAGAGUUUGACAACACGCUUUUUCUCUGUUCGCCAAGUGUCAGUAACUUGGACGAUUUGAGAGAAAAUAAUUUGUACCUCAGCGACAUUCCUGUUCACGACGUGACAAGAAAUCUAAUCCUGCUUUCCGAACAAUUCCAAGAAGAUCGCAUUCUGACCAAAGAGCCAGAGAUUCUAACGGAUAAACUGCAACAGACCCACAGAGAUCUUGCGGAAGAGAAGAAGUUGACAGAUCAGCUGCUUUACUCCAUUUUGCCUCCUUCAGUAGCGCAAGAGUUGAGACACAAGCGGCCGGCUCAGGCGGAAAAGUUUGAAAUGGUCACAAUCUUAUUCAGUGGGAUUGUCGAUUUUGAGAACAUUUGUCAGAAUUCUGAGCCAGUAGAGAUAGUUCAGCUGCUCAAUAACAUUUAUACAGACUUCGACAUCCUCACGGAUCAAAUCAACGAUGUAUACAAGGUAAGAGAGAAAAAAAAUUCUCUGCGAAUAAAUUUUCAUUAUGUGCGACAGGGCAGACAAAACCUGAAAAACAGUAAUGCUUCAUUCACGAGUAGAGUGUUUGCACUGGGGUUGAUCCCGUUGACACUUUUUGCGCUUUUCCAGUUCGAGAGUUCCAGAUUCGGACUUUACCACAUUACCGACUGUUUAUUUUCCUGUUUCGUCUUGUUUUUCCUUCAGUUAAGAAUUGGUGUACACGCUGGUGAGGUCGUGGCUGGCGUAGUUGGACACAGGACCCCUCGGGACUGUUUGUUUGGUAACACUGUGAAUAUUACCAGCCGCAUGGUGACCACAGGGAUACCAGAUAUGUCGUCUGCAUCCACUUGUAAUUUUAGAAAAGAUGACUUUCUCUUUUUCUGUCUAGUUCCGGCUCAAAGGCUUCGUUCCAUUUGCACGAGUUUUGAUGACAGUGGAAAGCUUGAAUCAAUCUGUAGCGCAGAUGAGAAGUUCCCAGUAAAGACUAGUUUCGUUUUAUCUGCCUCUUUUUACAGAUGUUUACAAAAGUUUGUCAGUCGUCGUCCAAUCUUCCUGUUUGAGAAGCGCAGGGCCAUUCAGAUGAAGGGCCGAGACGAACACAUGGUAACGUACAUCCUCAAUUGGCGCCCAAGAUAUCCCAGGACGCCGCCUGUCCCUAGAAGGCCCCAUCAGGCUUCUUUGUGUGGAGGGCUCACAUUUGAUCGCUCUAAGGGACAUAUGUAACUUUGUUCACGAUGAGCCUGUUCCAGGUAUUCGGUUAGAAGGCUGGAGGUCAGCGCACAGAACGAGUAGAAAAAUGUUAGGAGCGUGGGGCACCAGAUCCCCUUCGUUCUCACGCGUUCCUCGAUCCAGGAACAGACCAAUCACGAUGGCAAAUACUGACAGUUGGGAAUUCUGGAAAGAGAGUCUCACUAAAGAAGCAAGCGAUAAAGGAAAGUUACGAUUUGAACCGCGUACAACGGCUCGCUGACUGGCUGAGUUUAUGGAUUUUAUAUUCGGAAUCUGAAUGACGGUUUAUCAAAUCACUUUUGGUUUAGUCCCGUCGGUUUCAUAAAACUUGGUUACAUUGAUUUGUUACUCUGGUUUCUUUUUUUAUUAUUUUGCCAUGCAUUUUUGGUUCAAUCAGAAACUUUCUUAGGCUCCUUGAAGCAAAAUAGACCUAUAUCAUCGCCUUCCCGUUCAGUCAUUCCUCCCCUAGAUUAACAGUCCAUACAUAUUUGUAAGAUUCGAGGCGAAAUUAAGAUAAUGUUCUGAUUACUUAGCAAGGGGGAUUUCAUAACGUAUUUUUUCUUUACAUAAUCACUCUUUUUCAAUGAUCGCACAUUUUAAUAUUCACAGUUAUUUCAUUUUUUCAGGCAUUCAAGUUUAAUCACUUACAAUUAUCUACCAUCUUUGUACCUCAAUGUGCAUGUUAAAGAUCCGAAUGUUUUUAAGAUUUAUAACUCUACCGCUGCUCUUUUUGUUCUAUUUCCUGUAAACUUCUGGCUCGAAAUAGAUCAGCACAAAGAGUACAUUUUACAAAACAGGUGAUUUUGAUCUUUACUGUUCGUACGCAUUUCCUGAACUGAAUGUGGUUCUUAGAAUAUGAAAACGAGCCGGGAGACCUUACCUUACAGCAAGAACAACAAGGUUUUGACGGUUUUCACCAUAGGGAACAGUAGGGUUUAUUUAUGGAACGACGCCGGUUUCACAAGAAGGAAAAUGCAAAUUAUUAAUUUCAGGGUUAAAUAUGGGUAAGAAAUACAGGUGAGACAUUUUGUAAAACGGAAAAUAUCCAGACCUAUUUACACCUAGUUUCUUCGUGCCCAUGUAUGAUAUUUUUCUUCCAUUUAUAAUUCCAUUUAUAACCUGAGAACCUGGAUGUCUCUGGUCACGUGUCAGUGCACUUCCACAAUCCGAGUACAGAGAAACGUUUGACAUUCGAACAGAAAAAUCCUUGCGCAUGUAUGCUGAUCAACAAGAAGUGCAGUUUUCGAUUGACUGAUUGAUUGACUAAUUGACUGGAUGAAGAUGCUUUGGAGAGACGAAGCGGUAGAGAUACAGAUUAAUAACUACUAGUAAAAACACAAGAAUAAUAGCCGUGGGGAAACAAUAGAACUAUAAAAAGCCUAGUGUUAAGUAUUUAAUAUUGAGAAACUUGAUCUGUUUACUAUGAAAGUAUUGUUUAUAAGAAACUUGCUUGAUGCUUCUUUUGGAAGUGUCGUCAUGUUUUAUAACCCCGCGGUUUUUCGGCAACGGGUACCUGAAUUGCACCAAACAUACCCGUCAUGCAUUGGGCGCUGUAAAACCUACCUAAACGGAUGCGAGAACCUCAAUAUUUUGCAGGUUUUUGCAGUUCACAAACACAAGCCGUCUCUACGAAAACUUCAGCUGUAGUCGUUGGAGAGAUGACAGAGGAGAGAUGACUUGGUUUUGGCGUCGAUUUAAGCCCGCCCCUCACUUGCGACGCAAGCAUAAGCAUAAGCAUAAAAGAAGCUUAAGCGCUAGUGGGACGGCCGCCACAUUAGUAAAAGCAUACGCACAAGAAUAUCAAAACCUUGCAUUCUUCCUAUACUUAUGCUUAUGUAGCUGCUGUGUCCAGUGAGGACAUGUUGGUAUAAGCAUAAGUCUUAGACUUUCAGCCAAUCAGCGAGCACUUUAUGUUUAUGCUAACCAUGUCCUCGCAAAACACGAGAAUAAGCAUAGGAAGAACGCUUAUGCUUAUGCUUAUGUCGUGGCCGUCACACUAGCGCAUAAGCUUCUUUAUGCUUAUGCUUAUGCUUGCCUCGCAAGUGGGGACACCACAUUACUACUGCUAAAAUCAUUUACCAAAAUGGAAGCAAAAAAAUUGAUCGUACCCUCUUAUAGCACUCUUCGGCGGCAUGUCAGGCGAGUUCGGUCGAACCAUGCAUGACAAGGCUACGAUAUCACUGUUAUGUACCAGGUCAGUGACUUGAUAUCGCAGGAUAUCAGGACAGUAGACACGGCUUCUGUUUGGCUAAUUACGAAUUUGGGUACGAUAAACCGAAUUCGUUUGCAAGUGUAAACGUAUGAUACAUGCAAUGCUGAAUUGCAAUUGUGAAAUAAUCGGCCAUGCGAAAAAUACGUAGCUACAAUAGUUUGCGCAUGCUUAACCAGCGAAGAAUGUUGGCUAGAGAAGCACUGGACUACAUUAAAACUCAAUAGAACUGCUGAAUUUAUAGCUAUAAAAACUUUUACCUUAAUUUCUGUUUUUCUCAACAAUCAGUUGCGAGACAAAACUUAAUUAUCAAAAUAAAUGCCUUUUUUCCACUGCGCACUUAUUUCUUCAGUUAAAUGCUUUUUGAUAUGGAAAUGUUCAAAAGUUAUUUCAGCUUUACAAAAUUAAUUCAAGUGUCACCUACUGCAGGACGCCAAAGUAAUGAACCGGUAACUUAGUGACAAUUCAUUAACAUAAAAGCAAGUCAGUUUGCACGUUUUACCUUAGUUGUCUACCACGCGCCCAAACUUGAGAAACUUGACAGCGAAUAGACCGAAUUGAGCAUUAAUUUGGUUAACUUUGUGUUUCAACAGCUAGCGCACAAACUCCGUACUAACCCUGCGCAAACGGAAAGACAACCCUAAUUUGUU
Orbicella faveolata is the source of this 5028-nucleotide messenger RNA. Its product is annotated as guanylate cyclase soluble subunit beta-1-like. The record is from RefSeq and is a predicted model, not a curated record. Lineage: Eukaryota; Metazoa; Cnidaria; Anthozoa; Scleractinia; Merulinidae. Gene Ontology annotation, cellular component: guanylate cyclase complex, soluble. Gene Ontology annotation, molecular function: guanylate cyclase activity; heme binding. Gene Ontology annotation, biological process: response to oxygen levels; cGMP biosynthetic process.